UACUGCCAGAGCCCGGCCUGGCUUGGCCUUUAAAUUUAGUGGGCGGAGAGAGGCGGGGCUCAGGCCAGGCCACAUCCCGAUCAGCCACGUCCAUCCCCCUGAUUACUGGGCCCUCCCAGUCCCUGGGCGCACUUCCCGGAUCUCUCCCACGAGGGGGCGGGCUGUGGUCAAAUCUCCCGCCAGGUCGGCGGCCGGGCGCUGAUUGGCCCCAGGGCAGCGGGACCGACUCGUGAUUGGCCAGCACGCCGUGGUUUAAAGCGGGUGCCGCGGGAACCAGGGGCUUACUGCGGGACCGCGGUGGAGAACCCUAGGAUCCGUGAACUUCCCGGAGGCGCCAUGAGUUGCAUUAACCUGCCCACCGUGCUGCCCAGCUCCCCCAGCAAGACCCGGGGGCAGAUCCAGGUGAUUCUCGGGCCGAUGUUCUCAGGAAAAAGCACAGAGUUGAUGAGACGUGUCCGUCGCUUCCAGAUUGCUCAAUACAAGUGCCUGGUGAUCAAGUAUGCCAAAGACACUCGCUACAGCAGCAGCUUCUGCACACAUGACCGGAACACCAUGGAGGCGCUGCCCGCCUGCCUGCUCCGAGACGCGGCCCAGGAGGCCCUGGGCGUGGCUGUCAUAGGCAUCGACGAGGGGCAGUUUUUCCCUGACAUCGUGGAGUUCUGCGAGGCCAUGGCCAACGCUGGGAAGACUGUAAUUGUGGCUGCACUGGAUGGAACAUUCCAGAGGAAGCCAUUCGGGACCAUCCUCAACCUGGUGCCGCUGGCCGAGAGCGUGGUGAAGCUGACCGCGGUGUGCAUGGAGUGCUUCCGGGAAGCCGCCUAUACCAAGAGGCUCGGCACAGAGAAGGAGGUAGCUCCACCUGCCUUCCCUGCGGGCCGGCGGGGUGGGGGUGUGGCUCUGCCUCCUUCCUGUCCUGGCCCUUCACCUGUCCUCUGUCCCUGCCAGGUCGAGGUGAUUGGGGGAGCAGACAAGUACCACUCUGUGUGUCGGCUCUGCUACUUCAAGAAGGCCUUAGGCCAGCCUGCUGGGCCGGACAACAAAGAGAACUGCCCAGUGCCAGGAAAGCCAGGGGAGGCCGUGGCUGCCAGGAAGCUCUUUGCCCCACAGCAGAUUCUACAAUGCAGCCCCACCAACUGAGAGGCCUGCAAGGGCCGCCCGCUCCCUUCCUGCCGCCGCUGCCUAGCGGACACUGCCCCACAUGCUGCCUGCCCCACAUGCUGCCACUCCAGGAGGAAGCUGGGAGGCGUGGAGGGUGACCACACCUUGGCCUUCUGGGAAGUCUUUGUGUGGCUGCCCCACCUGCCACAUACUCCCUCCUGUCCUAGCCACUGGCCUGCUUAAAGCUUCCCUCUCGACUGCUGGGACGAUCACCCAGGCUGGAGCUGGCCCCGCUUGAUGGCCUGAGAUCUGGCACACUCCCCCUCCUUUGGGUGAGGGACAGAGCCACACGCUGUUGACAUAAGCCUGCUUCUUCCCCUCUGCGGCUUUCACUGCUGAGUUUCUGUUCUUCCUGGGAAGCCUGCACCAGCACCUUUGAGCCUUGGGCCACACUGAGGCUUAGGCCCUUCUUCCUGAGGAUGGCCUGGACUCACGCCCUCUUGCUUCCUUUUGGGCUCAAAGCCCUUCCUACCUCUGGUGAUGGUUUCCACAGGAAUAACAGCAUCUUUCACCAAGGUGGGUGGCACCAACCUUGCUGGGACUUGGAUCCCAGGGGCUUACCUCUUCAAGUGGGGAGACAGGGCAGAGUCCAUGCCUCUGCUGUAGUGUAUCAAAUUAACUAAUUCAAAAUUCA
This is a messenger RNA of Piliocolobus tephrosceles (Ugandan red Colobus), 1792 nucleotides long. It is a transcript of the gene TK1, whose product is annotated as thymidine kinase 1. The coding region runs from base 337 to 1137 and encodes 266 amino acids. Gene Ontology annotation, molecular function: thymidine kinase activity; ATP binding. NCBI's taxonomy places the organism in Eukaryota, Metazoa, Chordata, Mammalia, Primates, Cercopithecidae. The transcript has 6 exons. Gene Ontology annotation, biological process: thymidine metabolic process. The record is from RefSeq and is a predicted model, not a curated record.